Molecule: messenger RNA, 6641 nt
Organism: Octopus sinensis (East Asian common octopus)
Lineage: Eukaryota; Metazoa; Mollusca; Cephalopoda; Octopoda; Octopodidae
Product: laminin subunit alpha-like
Source: RefSeq, a predicted model, not a curated record
UUUGGUGCUUCAUAAGACUUCUCCUACCACCACCACCGCCACCACCACCUCCACCUUCACCUCCACUUUGUACCGUGUUAGCUGCUGCUUGUAAGGUGGACAGUGGACUCGUCCACUCUGUAAAAGUGACAGUAAUCGUAGUCAAUGAAACAUUUUAAAGUGGUUUCUCCCCUCUAACUGAACAAUUUAUUACUGCCAAAAUCGACACACUGACACACACACACACAAAAGGCAGAUAGGUAGAGGAGGAGAAAAUGGCUGAGCCGAAAGGUAAACCCUCCUCACGGAACAUCGAUUUGCAGGUGUUAACUAAAGUCAUCUUCAUACUGACCAGUCUAGCAUGCUUUAUCGAUGGCCAGGUAUUGCAACCACCGUAUUUAAACUUAGCCGAAAGAAAGACCGUCUGGGCGUCAUCCACAUGUGGAGUUGACGGCAACGUUCCUGAAAUGUAUUGUCGUCUGACAGGAGUCACUCCAAUUACCCACGACAAUUUGGUAAUUCAACCCCAUAUCGAAAUCCAGGCUGGACAAUUUUGUGAAUACUGUGAUUCGACCAGUAAAGGAGAGUCACACCCGGCUGAUUAUGCCGUCGAUGGAACCGAAAAUUGGUGGCAAAGUCCACCGUUGUCCAGGGGUAUUGAAUACAAUAAGGUUAACUUCACAGUGGAACUGGGUCAGGAAUUCCAAGUUUCCUACGUUUGGAUAAAAAUGGCCAAUUCACCACGUCCCGCUGUAUGGAUUCUUGAAAGAUCUACAGACUUUGGCAAAACAUGGUCUCCAUGGCAAUAUUUCAGUGGAAGUGACAGCGAGUGCCGUGAAUAUUUCAGAAUCCCGUCAUCUGAAUCACCUAGGCGCGAUGAUGAGGCUAUAUGCACUACAAAGUUCUAUGUUGUUCCUCUUGAAGAUGGAGAAAUUAUUGUUUCUUUAGUUGAUGACCGACCAAGCUCUCUAAAUUUCUCGAGUUCACUUGAUCUGCAAGAGUGGACAAAAGCUACAAAUGUCAGACUUCAAUUUAUGCAAACCAACACAUUGUUGGGUCACUUGAUGGCUGUAAAGAGACAAGACGUCACUGUAACAAGAAGGUACUUUUACAGUAUCCGAGACAUCUCUAUUGGUGGCCGGUGUGUAUGCAACGGCCAUGCUGAGCGCUGUGAUACAAAAGACCAGAAAAAUCCUGACAUUCAUUAUUGUAGAUGUGAACACAACACUUGUGGUCGGCAGUGUGAGAAAUGUUGUCCUGGAUUUGAACAGAAGAGAUGGAGACCUUUGAAGACAAAUGAGCUUUUUACGUGUGAACCCUGUAACUGCCACAAUCACAGCAGCAGGUGUAUCUAUGAUGCUGAAGUUGACAGGAAACGGCUUUCCCUUGAUAUACAUGGAAGAUAUUCAGGUGGAGGUGUUUGUCAAGAUUGCCAGCAUUUCACUGAAGGAAUCAACUGUGAAAAAUGCCGUCGAGGGCAUUACCGAGACAGUAGGGUUUCAAUAACUUCGAAGCAUGCUUGUAAACGAUGUCAAUGUCGCGGUCAGUUCUCAACGGGAGAUUGUGAUCCCAAUACUGGACAGUGUCUCUGUAAACGGAAAUAUACUGGAAGGAACUGUGACCGAUGUAAUAUCGGCUACCAUAGUUUCCCUGAAUGUAAACCCUGUGAAUGCAACCAGAUUGGUACAGUAAAUCGUGUCUGUCAGAUUCCUCGAGGGAACAGGGGACAAAAACAAUGUCCCUGUAAACCUAAUUACACUGGUAUUUACUGUGACUCUUGUCAACAAGGAUAUUUUGGGUUCCCUGAUUGCAAACGCUGUGUAUGUAACAGAAUUGGUUCAAGAGGUAGUCAUUGCGACAAGGAUUCAGGUCGGUGCCAUUGUCAUCCUGGCUUUGCAGGCCUUUCUUGCAACCAAUGUGCAGUUGGCUAUUUUGAUGUGCAUAACAAUUGCAGAUUGUGCAACUGUGAUGUGAAUGGCUGCACCAGGGAAGUUUGUGACCGCAAAUAUGGCCGGUGCAUAUGUAAACCAAAUUUCUCAGGUGCCAGGUGUGAUCAGUGCCGAACAGGUUACUACCAGUUCCCUCAGUGCUACGAGUGUGGCUGCUCACAAGUUGGUUCCAGAGAUUCAAACUGUCGAAACAAUGGACAAUGUAUGUGUAAGAGAAACUUUGCUGGACGUCAAUGCAGUCAGUGUGCUCCAGGAUUUUACCGCUUCCCAGACUGUAUCCCUUGUAAUUGUUCCGAUAGUGGCUCUGAAGGUCAAACAUGUAACCAGGCUACUGGUCGAUGUCUGUGCCGUCGUAAUUUUCAAGGUUUCAAAUGUGACCAAUGUAAAAGGAACUACUAUAAAUAUCCCCAGUGUAUAGAACUGAUGUACAAUCAACAGGCUGGCAAGCUUUGUGACUGCAAUCCAGCUGGUGCUGUACAAGUUGCUGGACAACCCCUUGGUGAUUGUGGUCUGACCAAUGAGCGAAGGUGCCGAUGCAAAGCAAGAGUUACUGGCGAGAAGUGCAACAUGUGUAAACAAGGGUUUUGGGGCCUUGACAUCCAACAUAAAGAAGGAUGUGCAGAGUGCCAAUGCAGCUCAGCUGGAACAACUGGUGGCUUUAACGAUUGUGAUUGGAGAAGUGGUCAGUGUCUGUGUAAACCAUCUGUAACUGGACGUAUGUGUUCCGCAUGUUUGCGUGGAACCUAUAAUCUCCAACGCAACAACCCAUUUGGAUGUGAUGCCUGUAACUGCAAUAUUGGAGGUUCAAUAAACAUUGGUUGCCAACACAAUAUUGGUCAGUGUAACUGUAAACCAGGAAUUGAAGGAGUGAAAUGUGACCGACCACAAAGAGGUUUCUAUUUCCCAACAUUACAUCAACAUAAAUAUGAAUUUGAGGAUGGUUCUCAGUAUGGAGGAGGUAAAGCUAUCUUUGCAUUUAAUGAAGGAGACUUUCCUGAGUUUUCUUGGAGAGGUUAUGCCAUUAUGUCCAGUAAACAGAGAGAGCUUUUGGUUAACGUAAUGGUAAGGCGACCGAUACUGUGUCGCAUUAUCAUCCGUUACUUCAACAAGCAACGCCAGACUGUCCAUGGUACGGUUUCUGUCAUCAACAAUGAGCAGAAAAUUGACAUCAUGUACAGACCAUCUAAUAAACCAGAAUUAACCAAGUUGUCAGAUUUUGCUAUACCAUUUGUGCUAAAUCCUGGACAGUGGGCCUUGUCUUUUAAAGCUGAUCAAGACAUCCUGUUGGAUUAUUUUGUGCUUAUUCCCCAACAAUAUUAUGAACCAACAGUGUUACAACAUCAAGUAUCUCGACAAUGCAGAAUUCCAAUGGAUAAUGAACCGUGCCAGCAUUACCAAUAUCCUUCUCUGGAGAAUUAUCCUACUGUUAAGGCGGAAGAUAUGUCAGUCAUUGCUAGUACCCUUCCCAAACCAUUGCAACAUUUGUCCAAUGCUACCAUUUUGAAUGAAUUCGGUAUUCCCAAAUUACUCCUUAUGCACAGUGAGCUCCAGAGCACUCUAAGUUUUAGUGCCCGAGUCAACAACUAUGCAGAUUAUUAUCUGAUAAUCAAUUACUUCAACCCAACAGAGGGUCGGCAACAUCCAACCCUUUCCGUCACCAGUUCAGACAAUCAGGUGGGAGAAGUAAAACCCUAUUACUGCCCAUACAGUUCCAUGUGUCGUCAGGUAGUCACCAACUAUAGAGACAAAAAGCCAACUGUGUUCAGGAUCCCCCGCUUCUUGGACUUCCUUAUUACAGGAAAGGAUGUUCAUAUCUAUGUUGAAUCAGUAGCUCUAAUUCCAGCAGAGGCAUGGACUACACGUUUUCUACAACCCAGACUUAAAUGUGUGCGUGUGAACAAAGUCUGUAGGACCGUGAAACACCAAACAGUUUCCGGUUCUAUUAAGAUUGAAGCAGAGAGUGGAGUGAACAGUCACCACAGAACCAAUGAACUCCCAGAUGGUAUCAAAGAUACUUCUGCUGGACUUGUUAAACUUGAUGAAAAAAUGCCAUCCAUUGAUGUCGCUGGAGUUGUUCGCACACCAGACAAAAAUCAUAUUGUUGUUCAUUACUACCAACCAAAAUACCCAGGAUUCCCAGUAACAGUAAAUGUCCAUUCUCCAGAAUAUGCUUACUCAGAUGAACCUUAUUCACCGUCAAGAGCAGCAUUAUUAUCCCCAGAUAUAUCUGUAGGUGAAGGAUCAUUCUAUGCUGAUUAUUGCCCUAGUGAUACCGGUUGUCGAGCAGUUGUUAAACUUGGAGACAGUGGAAAAAGUGAAGUGAACUUCCCAAAUAAUGAAGCUCGCAUAAAAUUCACUGUUACAAAACCUUCGAAGAUGUGGCUUGAUUAUGUUUUGCUUAUCCCUGGUUACCUACACCGACCAGCUGAACAAGAUUUACCCACUGUGGACAUGGCUGAAGAAUUUCUGAAAAAGUGUACAGAUGAUGUACUGUCUUACAAACCAAGCCCCACCUGCAGUAAACAGUUAUUUGCAUUAACAACAGACUACAAUAAUGGAACUCUACCCUGUAAAUGUGAUCCUGAUGGCUCUAUGUCUAUUGACUGUGAAUCUUUAGGUGGACAGUGCCGUUGUUUGCCUAAUGUCAUUGGAAGAGAUUGUUCUACUUGCAAACACGGCUUCUAUGGAUUCCCUUCAUGUAAACGUUGUGAAUGCAGUGUUGGACUGUGUCAUCCUGUUACUGGAGACUGUGUCUGUCCGCCACAUGUGACAGGGCGAAAGUGUGAUCGCUGUUUACCAAAUACAUAUGCAUAUGACCCAUAUAUAGGAUGUAAGCAAUGUGGUUGUAAUGCCCGCGGUGUUAUGAAUAAUAACCUGAACUGUGACCAAAAUACUGGACAGUGCAAAUGCCUAAACAGGUUUGGUGGUCGAACAUGUGACAAGUGUGCCCCAGGUAGCUAUUCCUACCCGCAUUGUGUACCCUGUGCCUGUAAUGCUACUGGAGCUGAAGAUGAUGUAUGUGAUCAAGACUCUGGCCAAUGCCUUUGCAAGAAAAAUGUUGAGAAAUCUCGUUGUCGUGAUUGUCUUUCUGGAAGUUUCCAUCUGGAAAGAAAUAACCCAAAUGGCUGCACCACCUGUUUCUGUUUUGGAGUGAUUAGCAGCUGCAGCAAGUCCAAUCUUCGCUGGAGCCAGGUAUCCACAUUGAGGAACUGGAAUAUCCAAAAUACUAAUGGAGUUAACAUUAUUGCUAGUAGCCACAUCCAAGCCAAGGUGAAUGAACGGGUCUCUAUUCCUAGUGAAGCAAUCUAUUGGUCUGCCCCUUCGGCCUAUCUUGGUAACAAGAUUCCUUCUUAUGGUGGCCGAUUGAGUUACAAGAUUGUUUUCUCAAGUAAAUCAGAUGGUGUUGAAACUGUAGGACCUGAUGUUAUCUUGGUGGGUAACAAUAUGUCAUUGGCAUACUACAGCAAGAAUCCUCCAGAGAACAACCGGAGACAAGAAUUCAUUGUGGACCUCCGCGAGUAUACCUUCAUGCAUGAAAUCCAUGGCACUCCUGUGCGAAGAGACCAAUUCAUGAUGGUCUUGGCACAUCUGGAAGGAAUUUACAUCAAAGCAUCCUAUUUGAGUAAAGUACUUGAGAUUAGGUUAAGCAAUGUUCAGCUGGAAGUUGCUACUAAAAAUGGUAAUGGAAAUCUGGCACAUACAGUAGAAAAAUGCCAUUGUCCAGCAAGUUACAGAGGUACUUCUUGUGAGAAAUGUGCAUCUGGACACUACCGAAGACGGAAAAGUCCAUUCUUUGGUUUGUGUUCCCCAUGUGAAUGCAAUGGACAUACAAAGAAGUGUGACCCAACAACAGGAGAGUGUUUGGACUGCCAGGACAACACCACAGGAUUUUAUUGUGAGAAGUGUAAACCAGGUUAUUCUGGAGAUCCAGCCAAUGGGGUUUGUGCAAUCUGUGCCUGCCCUAUGCCAGUUGCUUCAAAUAACUUUGCCAAAAAUUGUGUUACUAAUUCUCGCGGUGACACCAGUUUCUGCUCAUGUAGAGAGGGAUACAGAGGUGCAAAAUGUGACAAAUGUUCUCCAGGAUACUAUGGAGAUCCACUGAAGAUUGGUGGAUCAUGCCAACCCUGCCAGUGUAGUGAUAACAUCGAUCUCAAUAAUCCUAACAGCUGUGAUAAAAAAACAGGAGAAUGUAGAAACUGCACAAAUAAUUCUGCUGGCAAAAAUUGCAACAUAUGUAAGGAAGGAUGGUUUGGUGAUCCAGUUAUGGCGAAGAACUGUACAAGGUGUACUUGUGAUACCUGUGGUACUUCUAAGUGUGAUGAUACAUUUGGUUUCUGCUACUGCAAGCCUAAUGUUGUUGGGAAGAAAUGUAACAGAUGCUUGCCAAAUCAUUAUGGUUUCAAAGACUGCAACGGCUGCAAGAGUUGUGAUUGUGGUCUUGCUUCUCGUUCCGAUUCAUGUGAUGACAUGACUGGACAGUGCCGAUGUGAGCCAGGUGCUGGUGGACGUAAGUGUGACCGCUGUCUAGAUGGCUACUGGGAUUAUGGUCCAAACGGUUGUAAACGUUGUUCUUGUGCAAGAACUGGAGUUUCCCGAACAUGUGACCCUGUAACUGGUGUGUGCCGUUGUAUGGAAGGUUAUGUAGGAAGCUCUUGUAAUCGAUGUGCUAAAGAUUGGGUCAAAGUACCUGGGAAAGGAUGCAGCCGUGAGUAA